Crotalus tigris (Tiger rattlesnake) is the source of this 3470-nucleotide messenger RNA. RefSeq names its product CD8a molecule (gene CD8A). The transcript is spliced from 6 exons. The coding region runs from base 1122 to 1892 and encodes 256 amino acids. The record is from RefSeq and is a predicted model, not a curated record. Lineage: Eukaryota; Metazoa; Chordata; Lepidosauria; Squamata; Viperidae.
AAAUGAAAGUAUACAAUAUCACGAAGAGAGUUGAUGAUUAAAAUGGAAAUGGGCUGGUCACAUAGCAAGAAGAACUGACGGCAAGUGGGCUAAGGCAGUUGUGGAAUGGAUCCCACUUGAUUAAAAAGCAUCCACAAAAGAGACUUAAAGCAAAAAGGAUAGACGACAUCAGCAAGUAUUGUGGGCCCAAUUGACAAAAGAAAGGUCAAGACCAUAUUGGUUGGAAAUUUGCAGAAGAGGCCUUCAUCCUGCAGUGGAUAGACAAUGGCUAAAAUGAUAAUGAAACCAUAUAUAUUAAGAUUUUAUUCCAAAAAGAUGUUAUAAUCCUAUCAUCUGAAGAUAUGUAUGAGAGGUUAUCUUAUACUGCCCCCACAUUUCCAGUGAUCAACAUUUGUCCAGAUACUCAAACACACAGUUCUUGGUGACCCUGUGCAUUUUGAGAAUUUCUGCUGAAUAAUGGCGAUCAAAGUUGGAUAUUUUUAGAGCUGACAGAGUACUGUUACUCUAUGAUGAUCUUAAUGUUCCUUUAACUUCAUUAUCCCAGCUUAAUCUGCAUAAAUAAUGCACAUAGAUAUACAAAUGGUAUAUGGGAGGUUCUAAGACAGUUGCAGGAAGCUAAACUGAACUUAUAAACCAUUACGUUUGCAUACCUUCUCCUUUUUAACUGUUUCUGUUGUGUCCUGGGUCUGAUGAGGCAGCUCAGCAGGCCCAGAAAUGUUGCAAAAAGUCCUGGGCAACCCAAAAGCUGCCCGGGACCAGACUGGUUGGCACCGGCCUUGCGUACAUGAGCAAGGCACAAAUAAAGGAGAUUUAUGAUAGGUUGUUUGGAAGACUAUAAAAGGCCUGCGAGCCUGUUGGGUUACUGAGUGGUAACGUGGAUCAAAUAAAGAAGAACUUGGUUACAACGUGAGUGUGUGUCGCUUCAAUGCUGCGAACCCCAAGACGUAAAAGUUUCCCAUAUUGUUUAUGGCCUGGAUAAGCAAGGUAGCUGACUGACUUCAAUUUUGCAUAUAAAUCCACCAGAUGCCCCUUCAGGUUAUUCUUGUUCAACUUGCUUAUUGGAAAGCUCAAACUCUUCUGAGAGGGAGGGGAGGUAGCUGACAUCACAUCCUCUUCCACUAAUGGGAACCUAUUUCAUCCAUCAAGUUAAUCAUAAUUCUCCUCUUCCUUUUCUAAAGAAAGAUUGCCAAAAGAAAAAAAUGGCCAAAAUUUUCUAUCUUCUAUGGUUCUUUGGUCUGAUUUUAUGCUGCUGUGGGUUCAAAACAGACCUACUAGAAAUCAAGAUGAUCAGCAAUUCUCCCCAAACAUUUGGAACCAAAGUGGAAUUCAAAUGUGAGACUGACUACGUAGAUGCUGGUGUAUUUUGGAUUCUUCAGAAACUGAAUAACAAACUCCAUUUCAUUGCACAUGUUACAUCAAGAUCUAGAGAGAUAAAGGGUAUUCCUGAAGGCUACACGUCUACAAAAAUUGGCAACUAUUACCAGCUAACUAUUGCCAGCUUUGAAGAGAACCAUGAGGGUACCUAUUUUUGUAUGCGCCAUCGCAAUCAGAUGCUGAGUUUUAGUUCAGGCAUCCUAGUACACCUGCCAGUGAAAACUACUACUGUGCUUCCUACCAUCCCACAGCAAAUUUCAAUCACCACCAAAGAACUGAUAAAAGAAGAAGCUAUGAAAUGUCCCAAUUCUACAGUCAUAGUAACAACAAAUACAAAAAGUACAAUGUUCUCCUGUGACCUUUAUGUAUGGGUUCCCUUAGCUGGUGUUUCUCUUCUGCUGCUGAUAACCCUGAUAAUCGUCAUAUCACUGUGCUGUGGUUCAAGGAGAAGCAGAAGAAAAUGCAAAUGUAUACGGCCAACAAAUGGAACCAAUGGAACUCACAUUCCAAGACAAUAAAUAGGAUCCAGUAUGAUCAACAAAGAGAUUCUGAUGUACUUGUAAUAAUUUUCUGUUCAUAUAUUAAGAAUGAAUGUCUUAGAUCAGAUCUUUGAAAUCAUACGCUGCAUUGUUAUAUUUUAUUAUUUACUCAUAUCAUUUACUCAGAAAGCAAUUUUUCUGUAAAUUAGCAGGUUAUGAAUUUAUUCAUCCAGUUGAACAUAUUGCCGUGUUAUGAAAACAAAGUCAAUACUGUAGCUUUAAAACAAUCGUUUAGAAAUAUGUAAUAAUUUUGUGAUACUUAUGGCUAUAAUUAUGAUGGAAAAAUUACUAAUUCAAAGAACAUUCAAUAGCAUUUGUUUUCUGGGUAGCCAGGUGGAAGGAAAGGGAAGCAUUAUCUUAUCUUUCCUCAUUCACGUAGGUACAUAUGUGUAUUAUUCUUGUUGCAGUUGCCUUCUCUCUUUCCACCCUGGGAGUUUUAAUAUUUAGUAACCUGGGAGGGAAAGGUAUAUAAAAAAGUUGCAUUCCCAAAUCUCUAAAAUAGCCUAUAGAAGGACUGAAGGGAGAUGAUGUUUUACCACUAACCAGUGUCAGAAUAUAAUUUAUCCUGUUCUAAGAAGGAUUAGAAUAUAUAGAAGAUCUGCUCUAAAUUUAGUUUUAUAGCAUUUCAGGGUAGAACUGGGGAAGACCUUUUCUGAAACUUCAAAGCUAGAUAGAAUAGUGAUUUGACUCAAUAUAGAGCAGCUUUUAAAAAUCUGAUGUAAUUGCAAUCAGUGGCAGGAAAGAGAAGCAGAUGUGUUCUACCAUCAGUUUUGACAACCCACCAUUUUGCCACAAUUCCACAGAUCUGUAAUACUUUCAGAAUGAUAUUGUCUGUAUACGGCAGAGAACAAUUUAAGUUAACUAUUAUUUUCCUUUGUUCAAGUAUCCAAUAAACUAAGUCAAGAUAAUGUUAAGCAUUCAGUACUUCCCAUUUCAUCUUCCAUGCCCAAUAGCAAAAACUGAAGCAAACUUUAUUAAACAAACCAAAUGAAAUCCAUCAAGGCUCCAGGACACAACAAACAGUACCUUUUCCCCUUCUGGGGAAAAACAGAUUCUGCAAGCAUAGAGUGAACUCAUGAGUUCACUAAUUCACUCAAAGAGGAGCCAAGUUAAUACAAAUGAAUUUUCCAAAAACAGUACAGCUUUUUGAAAUGUAUCACUCUUUGUUCAACAUCAAGUGUUCAAUAGGGAUGCAUGCCAGUCAAAUUAGCGUGUGGUAGAGCUCACAGAAAGAAAAAGAAGAUAAAGUACAUUUCAGUUGCCCAUUUCUUUACAAUAGGACUUACCACAAUGCUAGGAAAGUAUUCGAUCAUGUUAUCAACAUGAUAGUUUGCUUAUUAAAAAUGAAAGUUUACUUUCAUUCUACAGAUAUAUCACAACUAAAAAUGAAAAAAAUCUAUUAGUAACUUCUCAUAUGUAACAGAUUAAAUGCAUGUGCAUUUAAAUUUAGGCUUGGCAUGUUUCUUCUGUUGGCUCAUGCAUGCUUCUACUGAGAUCUCCAGAACACCACUGUAACAUCUUAAAUUGUUCUAAUAAAGAUAUUAACCUAUGAUGUAA